CUGGCAGACUUGUUUUCAAACAGUCGUCAGAGCUGGUCGGUCGCAUGGCUAUCUCGCGCGUGAUUGCGAAUCUCUUCUUCGGGGAUGAAAAGAUCGCGACGAAAUGACGACUGAUUUUGUAAAUCGCGAACGGAAAUGAUCGCGGAGUCAUUGAUCGGCAUUGAUGAUCCAACGAGAGACGCUACGCACCGAUCGCUUAAAUGUGUAAAAUUAAUUUUCCUGACUAAAUGACUCGACUAAAUUUCUUCGUAAACAAAUGUCGCGUGUGUGCGGUUAUAAUUAGCAACAAAGUGUAAAUUUAAAAUAUGAAACGAGAAUAAUGAAAGAGUGGUGAAAGUUUUUACUGCCGACAGUGAAUCGCGAGAAUAGUGUAAAGAUUCUGUUCCUUUUCAAUUAUGAUUGAAAAAAAUUAUCCGAAAUUUUGAAAUACAAGAAAUUUUUACAAAAUUUUAUGAAGAUUUGCUGUACCGACAUGUACAGUCAUUGCAUCACAUGGAUUUUUUACCAUUCGUAAAGCACAAGUCGUUGAAAACUUCUGUAAAGAAGAAUUAUUAUUAUUAUUAUCAUCUUCGUUUUGAAGAAAGCGCGGUUGGUUACCGCUUAAAAUCGAUGAACGAGUGAAAAAAAGAUUAAUCUAAAAGUGCACUUGGCAACGAUGAAAGGUUGAGACGCGCAAUCAGCUUAAAAGUAAAGCGGAUUUUAUUGGACCUUGCUUCGAACGAGCAGUAAAUACUCGCUUUAGUCGGACAACGAAUAUCGAGAAUGCAAAAAAAAAUAUUCUGCACAUGUGGCUCUUUUUUGGAAGGAUUCGGAAAGAUAGUAUGUACAUAAACCUACGAGAGUCGACUCAUUUUUCUCGAUGUGUCAAUAGCUUCAGUCUCGACACGAAAGGGGCAAAAACUUAUUGAUUUUAUAAAAAAGGAAAACGAGAUAUAAUAAAGUUUGUGUACGUUUAAGAACAAUAAACGGAAUCAGAUAGCACGUCUAUGGUAAUAACGUUCCAAGAAUGAGCAUCCCAAAGGUAUUAUGGACAAGAUAAUCGCUUAUUCCAAGGUUACUUGCAAGUGGAACAACCAUUAGAGACAUCGUCACGUGUCCCUCAGAGAAGCGUCUCUCUAACAUCAAGAUCGAUUUUCCUUCUAUAAAAAAAAAGAACGCAAAGGCAUACUACUUCCCGUUUCCUGUUUGAAUAAUAAAUGUUAAAAUGCUCUGAAUAUCCAAUGGAAGAAAAGCUCCCAAUGGAAGAGAACUUUGCGUGACAAAAGGGUAUCGAUUUAAAGAUUUAUCGGUGCGUUAAAGCGUCAUUUUUUGAAAAAUUGUAAACCGGCCUUUUAAUUGUAAGUCAUACGGCAGCGAAGUCUCGGCAACAACGGUGGAACGACAGGAACAAAUUUUAACGUAAUUUCCGACGGUAAUGGUGGCACAGAAAAUCUGGAUCAAUAGCGCAUUUUUUAAAGAGUUGUUUAAGCGCCCACUCGAUAGUGUCGCGAUAAUGCGAUCACGAGCAUCUAAUUCUGGGCUAUGCGAAGCAUACGCUCGCAACUACAUGGCUAAUGAAGUUAACACGUGCUAAUUGCUCUAAGUGCAUCGGACAGAUCGGACGUGUCUAGCGAAAGAACGGCAGGGGAGGAUCCGCGGCGUGCAAAUACAAGCGAAGACUUGUUCGCUAUUAUUUAUUGUAGGCCCUAUUGACGAGCGGUUGAUCACAUCUGCUUAAAUUCUGAUCGAAAAAUGUGGGGCAAUCCUUCGCGAUUCAGCAGAACUGUGAAUCAUGUGCCUAAAUGAGUCACUCGCGUGACACACACUUGGAUCUAGCUACGAAUCUUCGGUAUAUUGUUGAAUUGUUAACGUUAAUCAAUUAAUUUCCCAGAAGAAGGGGAAGGAAGAAGUUAUAUACAAGCCCUUCGUUGAAUUCGAAACGGGCCGAUCAGUAAUUUUUAAUGAACGCUUCUUUCGUUCUGGUCAAUCUUUAUCGCUGAAAACGGAAAUAAAAGAUUUGAGGCCCGCAUAUCAUCUCCUGCUUUUCGACGAAAUGGCAUGACGAUCGUGCGUCACGACGCGUUCGUGCCCAUAAGAGGAUGGUAGCUAUAGCGAAAUCAUCUAAUCGAUGGAAGUCGUGGCACAUACACACGCACUUGUCGACCGACUUCGCGAACUUCUACUUUCCAAACGGAAAUAGUAUGCGGAAAACAAGCCGAGAUUCGCAACGAAAUAUUUCGCCUGCGCACGUGCACGUUCCAGCGGGUAAUAUUACGAAAGUGAAAAUGGAGCUGUUGCGAGCAAUCGAUUCUUAGCGCGAAACGAGUGCGGUCUGUUGAUCUCUUGGUUUAUUGUUUUUCUUUUUUUUUUCUUCUCUUUUUCGCAUGAGAAACGACAAUUAAACUUUAACGAGGCUGCUAUAGUCGCUCGCUCUGCGAGUUAAUGAAAUGUCGACUUAAAGUUGCCUCUUUUUUUAUAUAUCACAUGUCCCGAGAGAGGAAACAAAUAUAAUAUACACCAGUUUAUUUGACGUGAGAAUGAGUGAUCAAGCUCGGACAGAAUUAAUUUUCGGAUGGUAACGUCGAUAAGAGAAUAAAGGUCGAAACUCCAACGAGCGUAAUAAUUUUUCGGCGAGGUUGUGCUGGAAAUAUCCGUCUUCUGGAUCACGUUUGUCCAUAAAUAAAUAAAUAAAUAUCUACGACGUGGAAUUAAGUCUAUGAGAUUUAAACGGGAGAAAUUCAAUAGAAGAUUUUGAAAGUAUUAAGGAAGCAUUAGGAAGAAUUGCAGAACGUCACGCAAUGGGCCGAAAACAGAAGCGCCGUAUGAUACCGGAACAAGACCGUAGAAUUUGUGGCAGUAUAUGCUUCUUCCAGUUCACCUUUGUCAUCAGUUGCGUGGCUUUGGUUUACCUCGGCGUGGCGGUCUACGCGCCGUCGUAUAGAGCUUUCCACAUUGGCAUCGAGCCGGAACCGGUGAUGUGCCAAACCGUUAACGCUUCGAUGGUGAAUAAUUGCGGCUGGGCGAGUUGCGGCGAGUGGUGUUUGACGAAGACGAGCGGCUUUUGUCCCCAGUAUCACGCGACCGUGAGACGUAACGGCACCGACGUGAUUUUCGAAAAUUGCACCAAGUUCAGCACUAUCGCGUGCCCUAAGGUGAACAUGGGAAGCAUGAAAAGAUACAAUUGUAACAACGGCAGCGAGUGCAACAUGUUGACGGGGGUGUUCAACUGUAGCCUCGGACAUUGCUCAAACAUGAGCGAACUGAUGCUCUGUCAUCACAAGGCUGACGGCAUCGUCGUUGAUAGCGACAAAGAUAACAUGAAACUGAACGGCUACUUCAGCUGUCAACACUCCAGAUGCACGAAAAUUAAGAACCACUUUAGUUGCGACCGAUACUGCCCAAACAUUUCCACUAGCGAUGUCAACGUGUAUCUAAUGCAAGACGACAAUGUUAUAUCAGCCAGGUGCUCCCGUGGUAUGGCCUUAAAUAGAGCGAACGGUAGUCUGCCUGGUAUCAGAUUGAACAAGCCUGUUAAAAUCUGGGACGAGAAGAACGGUAGUAUCGUCACGAGCUGUUUUGCCGUAACGAAGGAUAGCAAUGUCAUCAGUACGGAGGACUGCGUGAACGGCACGUUGUUGGGCGGGAUUCCAGUCCUAGAACCAUCCAUUAACUUUACGAGCUUCCUGACAAUUUACGAGAAAAGCCUACAGAAUCCUGUGGACCCCACAAACGCCUAUGUUCCGGCACAGCAAUCUCUGACAAUCUACAAUAGUUCGCGAUUGUACAUCAAUAUCGACCGUUGUGUCAACACUUUGAGGGGUGAGUGCAGACAAUUCCAACUCACCCAUGGUCGCGACGGUGACAAUCAGACCGCGCAGAGUAGAUACCCCUGCUUUUACAACAAGAAUGACUCGUUCUUCGUGGUUGCACGUUUCGAUCUGAAGAAGACGCGAAUCCAGUUGUUGAUCGCUGUUAUCGUGCCGGCUGGACUUUUCAUCAUCAGCGUGAUCACCCUGAUUAUCAUUUCGCGAUCGGUGCAGGUGGGAGACGACGCAAAAAUGCGAUGCAGAUAUUGCGUUGAUCAGCAAGAGAUCGAGGACGAGGACGAAGGACUCGUUGAGGCGACGUCCUCCGCGACUCAGAGUCAGGCUAAUGAAAACGAAAUCAGAAGUAUGACCCUUUAGCAGUACAAGCCGCUUGGUAUGGGCAAUACGCUGGGGUAUGAAAGGCUGCCAUUGAUCGACAUGGACGAGGCUGAGGAUUCUCUCUAGAAAAAAACGCGAUAUCUUUUGAAGGAUCGUCAUAUCGAAUAGAUCCAUCCAAUGAGAAAGGAAGAAAACCAAUGAUGAAACCCGAAAUGUCCAAAUAACAAAGUUAAAGUUCUCGAACGAACAUUAACGUCGUCUUCCGGAAUGAGGUAUACCAUAAUCAAUUUUUCUACAGUUACAAUAACUUAACUCGCAAUGGACGUUGCAAUGACGUGAUUGAUCACUGUGCUUAAAAUGGAAUUAAAUUCAAGUGAUCUCUGCCAAUGAAACUCAACGAAAGUAACCCGUUUCCAAGGGGGGUCCAAGUUAAUAUUAUUAUUGACUCUCUAAUUAUACUACAUCGGACAUUACGUCACAUUUAUACGCUCACUGUUGCCUUCGAUGUAUCGCCAUUACUUUGUUUGCGCGCAAGACAAACGGAUUGACACUGGCAUCAUGCAAUCGUCGGUACAUUAGUAUUAAGAUUUUGCCUCCAAAUAAAUUAAAAAAAUUUUCAUUGCCGUACAUAUACGAUUGUUUUAAUACCGCCGUGUUUUAACAAAUGGUACCUGACAACGGUGGUAUUAAACAACUGUCUUUGCGCAACUUGUACGACUAAAGAAAAAGCAAACAGCUCAUUAAUCAACAAAGACAAAACGAAAUAAACGAUGGAACGAAUGGAUAAAACGAAUGGAGAUAUUCACUGCAGCACUUCACGAAUGACAUCCCUUUUUUUUUAUGCGAUAAUCGCAAUUUUCGCGCGAACGCGACGUGAGCAAGCUUAUUUCGAUGUACAACAGCAUGUAGGAUGAUACGGCGACCUAGCGCUCAUUUAAUAUUCGGUUAUCAACGAACGCAGCAUUUGUAUUUUUUCUACGUCCACUUACUGUGCUACACUGUAAUUAACUCCGUAUUAUUGUGAUUAGAUACAUCUAAUACCGCUGGUGAAAACACAUAAUGCGAUUUCCAAUGUCUGAUACGCGAACCCGAGUACUACGACUGCCUAUGAGUAAAUUAUAGUUGUAUAGGACAUUGUAUAUUACAUAUACCUGCGAUGCGUAAAUAUAUGUGUAUACAGUGCCUUGCUGAUGUAAAUACAAAAAUAUGUUUACAACAUGCUUUCAACGAGACAUUUAAAUAUUCGUGGUAAUUGAUAUUGCCUCAAUUUUCGUGCCAGUUUCGUGUCAGCGUGUGUUUCAAGUCAAUCAAAAAUAUGAUCCGUCGUAUAAUAACUAUUCAGAAUAUUUAACACAAUUGACGAGUAUGUGUUAAUUAGAAAUUUAUAAUACAAAACUUUAUAAUAAGAAAUUAAAAUAACGCCAUGAGAUUAACCUUUAUUUUAAUUAUUAAGUUCAUUUUGUAUUUUUAAUGAAAAAAUGCAUCUUUUUUACUUUUGCUGAAAGAAAAUAAUAUAUAACCUUUUCGAGAUAAAUAACUAGACCAGAAAGUUUUAAUUUGGUUUCGUGCAAUUUGAUUUUUAUUUUUAAUAAUGUUUGUCAGAUAUUUUAUUUAUUGAAAGAAAGAGAGUAUAUUUUUUAAACCGAAACUCAUAAGAGAAUUGAUAGAAAUACACUCGCAUAUUCGACAACGUAAAAUAUAGGCUUUAAAUAACUAAUAAGUUAAUCUCACGCAAUUAAAUACACAUGUGCACGCAAGAAGAGUAGCUAGAAAUAAUCGGACAGCAAGAAGAGACUUUUCUGUUGUCACUAUACUCUAUGUGCCUUCUUCCGCUUUCGAUGGAGCCAAUAACGUGUACCUAUUAAUAUUUGCGAAUACUAUACACAAAAGAAUAAAAACUUUUUUGCUCUUGGAAAUGAACGUAGUUAUUCUAUACUUCUGUUAUUUUUCUGCUCUAAAAAUAGACGAGUCCGAUUUGUAAAUAAAAGUUUAAUCUCGCGUGUACCUCUCUUUUUAUCUAAAAAUUAUUAGAUUGUAUCAUGUAG
Molecule: messenger RNA, 6169 nt
Organism: Solenopsis invicta (red fire ant)
Lineage: Eukaryota; Metazoa; Arthropoda; Insecta; Hymenoptera; Formicidae
Gene: Teh4
Exons: 5
Coding region: 2778-4163 (461 amino acids)
Biological process (GO): regulation of sodium ion transport
Molecular function (GO): sodium channel regulator activity
Source: RefSeq, a predicted model, not a curated record